This is a messenger RNA of Nicotiana tabacum (common tobacco), 2128 nucleotides long. Its product is annotated as homeobox-leucine zipper protein ATHB-5. Lineage: Eukaryota; Viridiplantae; Streptophyta; Magnoliopsida; Solanales; Solanaceae. The record is from RefSeq and is a predicted model, not a curated record. Gene Ontology annotation, biological process: positive regulation of DNA-templated transcription. Gene Ontology annotation, cellular component: nucleus. Gene Ontology annotation, molecular function: DNA-binding transcription factor activity, RNA polymerase II-specific; sequence-specific DNA binding.
UACAUCUGACUCAAGUUUUGGUUUUAUUUAAAGUGAGAGAAAGUAUUGUAAGCAGGGCCAGCUGGUUUUUCUCAACUAGUUUUAACUCUCCCAAUUUUCUUCUCCUCUCUCUCUCCUCAAAAUUUUCCUUUUGUAGAUGAACCAAUCUUUAGACUCAUCACCUUCAAAACCUUAAUGAGUAUUCAAGAUUUCAUUUAAAUUAUCAUGUAAAUAUUGAGGAACAAAAAAAGAGUGUAAAACUUAGCCCUUUUUUCUUUGCAAAAAUAGUCUUUUUCCCCCUUUCUUGAUGAGCCUUUUUUCUUUGCAAAAAUAGCCUUUUUUCCUCUUUCUUGAUGGGUAGUGAAGUUGAGGAGGAAUAUAAAAAAGAGAAAAAUGAAACUUUGGUAUUUAGAGAGAAAAAUGGUUUGCACAAAAUCAAUACUUUCACUCAAAACUCUUCUAUUUUGGUUGGUUUUAGUAGUGAAAGUCUCUGUUCUCAUGUCUUCUUUUUAUAAGUGAAAAACCAAACAAAAAAAUAGGACAAGAACUCAAACUUAAAGCUUGCUCUUAGCUUCUCACUUUUUCAGCUCUGUUUCUCAGUUUUUGUACAGUUACUCUGCUCACUAAAUAAGCUUAAGAAUUCAAGAACUGAACUUUGAUCCCAAAAAAAGAAACAGAUAUAUUGAACUUUGGAUCAUCAAUUAUGAAAAGACCUUGUAGUUCUGAUUCUUUGGGUGCUUUGAUGUCCAUGUGUCCAAAUACUACAGAUGAGCAAAACCAUGUGUAUUCAACAAGGGACUUUCAGUCUAUGUUAUUAGAUGAAGAAGGAUGUAUUGAAGAAUCUGGUCAUAUUUCUGAGAAGAAAAGAAGACUAAGUGUUGAACAAGUAAAAGCUUUAGAGAAAAAUUUUGAAGUUGAAAAUAAACUUGAACCUGAAAGGAAAGUGAAGUUGGCUCAAGAACUAGGUUUGCAACCUAGACAAGUUGCUGUUUGGUUUCAAAACAGACGUGCUCGUUGGAAAACAAAGCAAUUAGAGAGAGAUUAUGGUGUUCUUAAAUCCAAUUUUGAUGCCCUCAAACAUAAUUAUGAAUCUCUCAAACAUGACAAUGAAGCUCUCUUGAAAGAGAUUCUUGAGCUGAAAUCAAAGGUGUAUACUGAGAAUGGAGAAAGCAAAGGUGUUGCAGUGAAAGAAGAGGCUAUGGAGUCUGAAAGUGAUGACAACAAAGUGAUUGAGCAGAGCAAGCCAAAUGAUAACGACAACAACAAUAAUAAUUUUCUUGAAAAUUUUGAAGAAGAUGAUGAAGAAGAAGAAAUCAAUUUUGAGAAUUUUAAUGUUGCUGCUGCUGCUACAUCUACCAAUAUUUUUGGUGAUAAUUUCAAAGAUGGAUCUUCAGAUAGUGAUUCAAGUGCAAUCUUGAAUGAAGAUAACAGUCCAAAUGCUGCUGCUAUUUCUUCAUCUGGUGCUUUCUUGAUUUCAACAAAUGGAAAUGGAAAUGGAAAUGGAUCUUCAACUUCAUUGAAUUUUUGCUUCCAAUUCACAGAAUCAAGUUCAAAAUCAAAUCUUGGAGAUGGCCAAAAGGGUAAUAAUAAUUAUUACCAGCCACAACAGUAUGUGAAAAUGGAGGAGCAUAAUUUUUUCAAUGGUGAAGAAUCUUGCAGUACUCUUUUCACAGAUGAACAAGCUCCUACACUUCAAUGGUACUGUCCUGAGGAUUGGAAUUGGAAAGAAUAAAGGAAAUGUCUUUUGGGAUCAAAUUUUUGUAUAGUGGCUAUAAGUGCAAACAUCAGUACAGUAAAUGGCCUAAUGGGUAAAUGUCCAGAUAUGAAAAAAGAAAAACUGAAGUUUUUGGAUUUUGCCCUAGUGGAGUGGGGGUGAAGGAGGAGGGGGGUGGCUCAGGUGGGGUAGGUGGUAGGGGUGAGGAAAGAAGGAAGAGUGUGAGUUGGAUCAGAAGUGUUCCCAAAGAUCUGAUCUUUUUUUACUGUUAAGGGGAGAGGAAAAAACUAAGUAAAAAUGGGAAGAAGAAGAAUUCCUGUUAUGGCAAAUAAAAGUGGCUAAAAGUAUAUUCAUGCAUUCUAUAUUUGAGUGAUUUAAUAGCUUUUUUCCAAUGCAUAAAGGGAAAAUAAAAACCAUAAUGUUAUUACUAAGGUA